AUGGCGGAGGAAGGGGCUGUCGCGGUGUGCGUGCGGGUCCGGCCGCUCAACAGCAGAGAAGAAGCUCUUGGAGGAGAUACCCAAAUUUACUGGAAAACUGACAAUAAUGCUAUUUAUCAAGUUGAUGGCAGUAAAUCCUUCAAUUUUGAUCGCGUCUUUCAUAGUAAUGAAACUACUAAAAAUGUGUAUGAAGAAAUAGCAGUACCAAUCAUAGAUUCUGCCAUACAAGGCUACAAUGGUACCAUAUUUGCCUAUGGGCAGACUGCUUCAGGAAAAACAUAUACCAUGAUGGGUUCAGAGGAUUAUUUGGGAGUAAUACCCAGGGCAAUUCAUGACAUUUUCCAAAAAAUUAAAAAGUUUCCUGACAGAGAAUUUCUCUUACGUGUGUCUUACAUGGAGAUAUACAAUGAAACCAUUACAGACUUACUCUGUGACACUCAAAAAAUGAAGCCUUUAAUAAUUCGGGAAGACUUCAACAGGAAUGUAUAUGUGGCUGAUCUCACAGAAGAAGUUGUUUAUACAUCAGAAAUGGCUUUGAAGUGGAUCACAAAAGGAGAGAAGAACAGACAUUAUGGAAUUACAAAAAUGAAUCAAAGAAGCAGUCGUUCUCAUACCAUUUUUAGGAUGAUUUUGGAAAGUAGAGAGAAAGGGGAACCUUCCAAUUGUGACGGAUCCGUCAAGGUGUCCCAUUUGAAUUUGGUUGAUCUUGCAGGCAGUGAAAGAGCUGCUCAAACAGGCGCUGAAGGUGUGCGACUCAAGGAAGGCUGUAAUAUAAAUCGCAGUUUAUUUAUUUUGGGACAAGUGAUCAAGAAACUUAGCGAUGGACAAGUUGGUGGUUUCAUAAAUUACCGGGACAGUAAAUUAACACGAAUUCUCCAGAAUUCUUUGGGAGGAAAUGCAAAAACACGUAUUAUCUGCACAAUUACUCCAGUGUCUUUUGAUGAAACCCUUACUACUCUACAGUUUGCCAGCACUGCCAAAUAUAUGAAGAAUACUCCUUAUGUUAAUGAGGUAUCAAGUGAUGAAGCUCUCCUGAAAAGAUACAGAAAAGAAAUAAUGGAUCUUAAAAAACAGUUAGAGGAGGUUUCUUUAGAGACUCGAGCCCAGGCAAUGGAAAAAGACCAAUUAGCCCAACUUUUGGAAGAAAAAGAUUUGCUUCAAAAAGUACAGAUUGAGAAAAUUCAGAACUUAACACGGAUGCUGGUGACUUCUUCUUCCCUCACAUCACAACAGGAAUUAAAGGCUAAAAGAAAACGAAGAGUCACUUGGUGUCUUGGCAAAAUUAACAAAAUGAAGGACUCAAAUUAUUUAAAUGAAUUUAAUAUGUCAGCAAAUAUAGCAAAAACACAUAAGGCAGCUGUAACUAUGAUAGGAGAAAUUGAUGAAUCUAUCUCUUCAGAAUCUGAUAUUUUCAGUAACACUCUUGAUCCAUUAACAGAGGUAGAGUGGAAUCCAGCAACAAAGCUACUAAGUCAGGAAAACUUAGAAAGUGAGCUGAAUUCACUUCGUGCCAACUAUGAUAAUCUGAUAUUGGACUAUGAACAAUUGAGACGAGAAAAUGAAGAAAUGGAAUUGAAAUUAAAAGAAAAGAAUGAUUUGGAUGAAUUUGAGGCUCUAGAAAGAAAAGCGGAAAAAGAUCAGGAGAUGCAACUAAUUCAUGAAAUUUCCAACUUAAAGAAUUUAGUUAAGCAUGCAGAAGUAUAUAAUCAGGAUCUUGAGAAUGAGCUAAGUUCAAAAGUAGAGUUGCUUAGAGAAAAGGAAGAACAGAUUAAGAAGCUACAGAAAUACAUAGACUGUCAGAAGUCAGAAGAUACAAAAAUGGACUUGUCAUACUCAUCGGAAAGCACUGAAGACCUAAAACAAAUGAAACAGACUCUGCUUGAUGCUGAAGGUGUAGCUCUUGAUGCCAAGAGAGAAUCCGCCUUUCUCAGAAGUGAAAAUCUAGAGCUGAAAGAGAAAAUGAAAGAACUUGCAAAUGCAUAUAAGCAAAUGGAAAAUGAUAUUCAGUUAUAUCAAAGCCAGUUGGAGGCAAAAAAGAAAAUGCAAGUUGAUCUGGAGAAAGAAUUACAAUCUUCUUUUAAUGAAAUAACAAAACUCACCUCCCUUAUAGAUGGCAAAGUUCCAAAAGAUUUGCUCUGUAAUUUGGAACUGGAAAGAAAGAUUACUGAUCUGCAGAAAGAACUGAAUAAAGAAGUUGAAGAAAAUGAAGCUUUACGUAAAGAAGUUAAUUUGCUGUCAGCAUUGAAACCUUUACCCUCAGAAUUAGAAAUAUUAAGGAAAGAGAUACAUGAUAAAUCUGAAGAGCUCUAUAUAAUAAUAUCGGAAAGAGACAAAUUGUUUUCUGAAGUAGUUCAAAAGGAGAAUAGAAUUCAAGAUUUACUUGAAGAAAUAGAGAAAACUAAAAAUGACCUAGCAACUACCCAGAUGAAUUAUAAAAGCACUGAUCAAGAAUUCCAAGAUUUAAAAAAUCAUCUUGAAUUUGAGCAAAAGUAUAAGAUGGUCCUUGAGGAGAAUGCAAGAAGGAAUCAGGAAAUAGGAAAUCUCUCUAAACAAGCUCAAAAACUUGGUUUAAGUUCUCAUGCUUUGAGCACAGAGCUUUGUCCGAAAACCAAAGAACUUCAGCAGAAAGCAACCGAGAGUCAAGAAGUGUUAAAUGAAAUGGAAGAGCUAAAGGAACAAUUAGAAAGUAGAGAUUCUAGGCUGCAAACUGUAGAAAAGGAAAAAGCACUGAUUGCUGAGCAACUGCAGCAAACCUUGGUGGAAAUAAAAACCUUAACCCAAGAAAGGGAUGACCUAAAACAACUCCAGGAGAGCCUGCAAAUUGAGAGGGACCAACUAAAAAGUGACAUUCAGGAUACUGUAAACAUGAAUAUAGACACCCAGGAACAAUUACGAAAUGCUCUUGAGUCUUUGAAACAACACCAAGAAACAAUCAACACACUAAAAAUGAGAAUUUCUGAGGAAACUUCCAGGAAUUUGCAUACGGAGGAAAACUUAGGAGGAACUAAAGAUGAAUUCCAGGAAAAGAUGGCUGACACAGAUAAAAAACAGAAUUUGAAAGCCAAAAAUACUCAAGCACUGAUUGCAAAUGUUGAAGAUAAUGAGCUAACUGAGCAACAGAGAAAGAUACUUUCUUUAAUACAGGAGAAAAAUGAACUGCAACAAAUGUUAGAGAGUAUUACAGCAGAAAAGGAACAAUUGAAGACUGACCUAAGGGAAAAUAUUGAAAUGAUGAUUGAAAACCAAGAAGAAUUAAGAAUUCUUGGAGGUGAACUUAAAAGGCAACAAGAGAUAAUUACACAAGAAAAGAACCAUACCAUGAAGAAAGAGGAAGAGCUUUCUAGGACCUGUGAGAAAUUAGCAGAAGUUGAAGAAAAGCUAAAGGAAAAGAGCCAACAACUACAAGAAAAACAGCUAAAGCUUCUUAGUGUACAAGAAGAGAUGAGUGAGAUGCAGAAAAAGAUGAGUGAAAUGGAGAAUGUAAAGAAUGGAUUAAGAAGCCAAGAAUUAACAUUGGAACAUAUGGAAAUGGAGAGGCUAGAAUUGGCUCAGAAGCUCCAUGAAAAUUAUGAGGAACUGAAAUCCAUAACCAAGGAAAGAAAUGAUCUAAAAGAAUUACAGGAAUCAUUUGACAUAGAGAGAGAGAAACUUCAAGAUUACAUAAGAGAACUCGAAGUUACGGGUCUAGAAACAAAAGAAGAACUAAAAAUUGCUCAUGUGCAUCUCAAAGAACAACAAGAAACUAUUGAUGAACUAAGAAGAAACAUUUCUGAGAAGACAGCUCAGAUGAUAAAUAUUCAGAAUGACUUAGAAAAAUCCAAUACUGAAUUACAAGAAAAGAUCCCAGUGCUUCAUGAGGAACAGGAACUACUGCCUAAUGUGAAAGAAGUCAGCAGUACUCAGGAAACAGGGCAUGAACUGGAACUAUUAAGGAAACAAUCCAAAACCAAGGAUUCAAUGACCCCUGCAUGCAUAGAAAUGGAAAAGCUUGGGUUGACUGAAAAACUUCCAGAAAGUCAUGAUGAAAUAAAAUCUCUAACUGAUGAAAGAGACAACCUUAGAAUGAGAAAAGAAGCAGUUCGGGCUGGACAAGACCAGUUGAAAGAAGACAUUAGAGAAACUUUGGCUAAAAUCCGAGAGGCUCAAGACAAACAAGAACGGUCCUUCAAUAUGGAAGAAAAAGACGGCGCACCUGAGAAAAUGAUGAGCGAGAUGGAGCAACUGAAGGAGCAGCUCAAAGCCACAGAGUCAGCCCUGCAAAGAAUGGACGUGGAAAAGCUCGAGAUGUCCGAGAGGCUUCAGGAAAGUUGUGAUGAACUGAAAUGUAUAACUAAGGAGAGAGACAACAUACAAAGGCUGCAAGAAGUUCUUCAGUCCGAAAGCAACCAGCUCAAAGAAAACAUGAGGGAAAUCAUAGCUAAGCACCUGGAAACUGAAGAGGAACUGAAAGUUGCUCAUCGUCAUAUGAAAGAACAGGAGGAAACUAUUGAGAAGCUAAGAGUGAAUCUUUCUGAGACGGAAAAUGAGCUGUCCAGCCUUCAAAAAGAAUUAGAAAUAACUAAUGAUGAAUUACAGAAAAAGAUCCAAGAGCUUCAUGCGAAACAGGAACAAUUUAUUACCACCAAAGAAAUCAGUGAGACUCAGGAGAAAAUGAGUGCACUGGAGCAAUUAAAGGAACAACUCAAAGUCAAAGAUUCAUCACUACAAAGUAUAGAAAGCGAGAGGCUCCAGUUGACCGAGAAACUUAAGGAAAGUCAAGAUAAAAUAAAAAUUAUAAUUAAGGAAAGAGAUGAACUGAAAAGGAUGCAGGAGGCCCUUCAAAUGGAGAGAGACCAACUCAAAAAAAACAUUAAAGAAAUUGUAACUGAAAUGCAAGAACUUCAGCAAAAAGAACAUCAGCUUCUAAAGAUGAAGCCUGUCAAUGAGACUCAGGAAAAAAUGUGUGAAAUAGAAUACUUGAAGAACCAAUUUGAGGCCCAAAAGUCAACUCUGGAAAAUAUAGAAAAGGAGAAUGUAAGGUUAAUUCAGAGACUUCACGAAAACCUUGAAGAAAUGAGAUCUGUUACAAAAGAAAGAGAUGAUCUUAGGAGUGUAGAGGAGACUCUCAAAGUAGAGAGAGACCAGCUCCAGGAAAACCUGAGAGAAACCGUAAUUAGAGACCUGGAAAAACAAGAGGAACUAAGAAUUGCUCACAUGCAUGUGAAAGAACACCAGGAAACUAUUGAUAAACUCCGGGACAUUAUUUCUGAGAAAACAGAUGAAAUAUCAAAUAUGCAAACGGAUUUAGAAAACACAGAUACUGCCUUAAAAGUACAGGACCUAGAAAAACAAGAGGAACUAAGAAUUGCUCACAUGCAUGUGAAAGAGCACCAGGAGACUAUUGAUAAACUCCGGGGCAUUGUUUCUGAGAAGACAGAUGAAAUAUCAAAUAUGCAAAUGGAUUUAGAAAAUUCAAACGCUAAAUUACAAGAAAAGAUUCAGCAACUUAAGGCAAAUGAACAUCAACUUUUUAAGUUAAAGGAAGAUGUCAGUGAGACACAGAAAAAAAUGUCUGAAAUAGAGCGAUUAAAGAAACAAUUCAAGGACCAAAGUUUAACUCUGGAUAAAAUAGAAAUGGAGAACUUAAAUUUGGCCCAGCAGCUUCAUGAAAACCUUGAAGAAAUGAAAUCUAUAAUGAAAGAAAGAGAUAAUCUGAAAUUGGAGAGAGACCAGCUCAAGGAAGACCUACAGAAAACCAUAGCUAGAGAUCUAGAAACACAACAAGAACUAAAAGUUGUCCAUAUGCAUUUGAAAGAAUACCAAGAAACUAUUGAUAAAUUCAGGCAGAGAGUUUCAGAAAAGACAACUCAGAUUUCAAAUAUUCAAAAGAGUUUAAAUAAAUCUAAAGAUGAAUUACAGAAAAAGAUACAAGAACUUCAGAAAAAAGAGCUUCAACUUCUUAAAAUGAAAGAAGAUGUCAAUAAAACCCAUAAAAAUAUAAACAGAAUGGAACGAUUGAAGCAGCAGUUUGAGGCCCAAACUUUAUCUAUGCAAAGUGUGGAAGUGGAUAACUUACACUUGACUAAGAAACUUCAUAAAAGACUUGAAGAACUCAGAAUUGUAGCUGAGGAAAGAGAUGAGCUAAGGAGGAUAAAAGAGUCUCUGAAAAUGGAAAGAGACCAAUUCAGAGAAACGUUAAGAGAAAUGAUAGCUAGAGACCAACAGAACCAUAAAGAGGUAGUAAAAUAUGAAAAAAAGUUGCCAUGUAAUGGGAAACACCACCUCACAGAAAGCCUGAGAGACAAGUGCUCUAGGAUAAAAGAGCUUCUGAAGAGAUACUCAGAGAUGUAUAAUCAUUAUGAGUGCUUAGAUAGACUAUCCCUUGACUUGGAGAAGGAAGUUGAAACCCAAAAAGAGCUUUCAAUUAGAGUGAGAGCAAACCUCUCACUUCCGUAUCCACAAAUCAAACAAAUUCAAAAACUUCUUACUGCAAACCAGAGAGGUUCAAUGGAAUUCCACAGAGUCAUGAAGAAACUUCAGUAUGUGUUAAGCCAUGUUACAAAGAUAAAGGAAGAACACCAUGAAUCCAUCAAUAAAUUUGAAGUGUUUUUUAUUGAUGAAGUGGAAAAGCAAAAUGAACUGCUAAUUAAAAUACAACACCUUCAACAAGAUUAUGAUGUGCCAUCCAGAGAAUUAACAGACCUUAAAUUGAGCCAGAAUAUGGAUCUACAUAUUGAGGAAAUUCUCAAAGAUCUUUCAGAAAAUGACUUCCACUGCAUAAAGGCUGAAUUUCAACAAGUGCUAAGUAAUAGGAAAGAAAUGACCCAGUUUUUGGAAGAAUGGUUGAAUACUCAUUUUGAUACAGAAAAGUUUAAAAAUGGCAUCCAGAAAGAAAAUGAUAGGAUUUGUCAAGUGAAUAACUUCUAUAAUAACAAGAUAAUUGCUAUAAUGAAUGAAUCUACAGAGUUUGAAGAAAGAAAUGCUACCAUAACUAAAGAAUGGGAACAUGACCUGAAAUCAGUGAAAGAGAAAAAUGAACAACUAUUUAAAAACUACCAAACUUUGAAGAUCUCCCUGACAUCUGGUGUCCUUGUUAAUGCUGUUACCAAAGACAAUAAGAAUCUUCAUGUUACAUCAAGAGCCACACAACUAACCACAGAGAAAAUUCAGGAGUUGGAAACUUCACUGCGUGAAGCUAAGGAAAGUGCUAUGCACAAGGAAAGCAAGAUUAUAAAGCUGCAGAAAGAACUUGAGAUGACUAAUGACCUAGGAGCAAAACUUCAAGCACAAGUUAAUGAAUCAAAUAAAUGCCUUGAAAAGACUAAAGAAAUGAUCCAAGUACUUCAGGACAAAGUUGCUUUAGGAGCUAAGCCCUACAAAGAAGAAAUUGAAGAUCUCAAAACAAAGCUGGUAAAAAUAGACCUAGAGAAGAUGAAAACUGCCAAAGAGUUUGAGAAAGAAAUUACUUCUACAAAAGCCACUGUAGAAUAUCAAAAAGAAGUUAUAAGGGUAUUGAGAGAAAAUCUUAGAAGAAAUCAACAAGCGCAAGAUACCUCACUUGUAUCAGAAUGUACGGACUCUCAGCCUUCUAAUAAACCCUUAACCUGUGGAGGUGGCAGUGGCAUCGUACAAAGCACAAAAGCUCUUAUUUUUAAAAGUGAAUAUAUACGGCUAGAAAAAGAAAUCUCUAAGUUAAAGCAGCAAAAUGAACAGCUAAUAAAGCAAAAAAAUGAACUAUUAAGCAAUAAUCAUCAUCUUUCCGGUGAGGUCAAAAUGUGGAAGGAAAGAAUCCUUAAAAGAGAGGCACACAAAGAAGUUAAUUGUGAGAAUUCUCCACAGUCUCCUAAAAUGACUAGAACAGCUUCCAAAAAGAGGCCACAUACACCUUCUCAAUGCAAGGAACGGAAUUUACAAGAUCCUGUGCCAAGGGAAUCACCAAAAUCUUCAUUUUUCGAUAGCCGAUCAAAGUCUUUACCAACACCUCAACCAGUUCGCUAUUUUGAUAACUCAGGUUUAGGCCUUUGCCCAGAAGAACAAACUGCUGGAGCAGAGAGAGUGGGUCCUCAGCCAAGUCUUUGGCACACCUCCUCAAGAAAAGAUAUGCCUGAGUGCAAGACCCAGUAG
Puma concolor (puma) is the source of this 8103-nucleotide messenger RNA. The record is from RefSeq and is a predicted model, not a curated record. Lineage: Eukaryota; Metazoa; Chordata; Mammalia; Carnivora; Felidae.